UGUCAAAAAUCUAGCUGUGUAGUCAGGCAGCAGUCAAAAGAGGCACGGAACAUUUUCUAGAGUCGUGAACUCCUUUGUGUUUCACGCAAAAUCCUCAACGAUUGGAAUCGAAUUAGAGAAACUACUAGUUUUCGUGUUCUGGUUAAAGUGAUUUCCAGCAAAAAUGAUAAAACUGUUUUCGUUAAAGCAGCAGAAAAAGGACGGCGAUACAAAUUCUAAAUCAGGUCCACAGAAAAAGGCCUCUGCAGCCCAGCUCAGAAUACAGAGAGACAUAAAUGAAUUAAAUUUACCAAAAACAUGUACGACUGAUUUUCCCGAUCCAGAUGAUUUACUCAAUUUCAAAUUGAUCAUUUGUCCCGACGAGGGAUUCUACAAAGGUGGCAGAUUCGUAUUUAAUUUCCGCGUAGGUCCAAACUACCCGCAUGAACCACCAAAAGUCAAAUGCGAAACUCAAGUAUAUCACCCCAACAUUGAUCUCGAAGGCAACGUGUGUCUUAACAUCUUACGAGAAGAUUGGAAACCAGUUUUGACAAUAAAUUCAAUUGUGUAUGGAUUGCAAUAUCUGUUUCUGGAACCCAACCCUGAAGAUCCACUCAACAAAGAAGCAGCAGAUGUCUUACAGUCAAAUCGACGAUUAUUUGAACACAAUGUGGCUAAAGCGAUGCGUGGCAAUUAUAUUGGCUCGACAUUUUUUGAACGUUGCCUCAAGUGAUAUAUAAAAUCAAAAUUAACUCUUAGGUAUUGCGUCUACCUUAUCAUUUUGACGUUGGGUGGGCGUAUCUACAUUAAUUUAAUAUAUAACUGAAAAUUUUCUUUUCUCAACAAUUGCAAGCGAAACAAGUCGAUAAUAAAACAAAUUCAGUUUUAGAAAUUUUGAAAAAGUUAAAAUUAUAUUUGAGAUAAACAGAGUUUAAAAUUGAAAUAAUCCACGAAGAAAAACGAACGGUUAGAAUUUGAAAGAAGCUUCAGGUUGCAUAAAAUAAAUGGAUGAAACUAAUUGAAGGAAGCAUAUUAUAAAUAUAAGUAAUAUUUCAAGUAAUUAAAGGUAAUUUUUUCUUGAGCUUAAUAUGUAUCACUAGUGCGAAAUUGUACAUAACGUUUAAAAGUGAGAAUUUCGAUCCAAAAAUGUCCCUAUCAGAUCGUUUCCAUGAGUCAUGUGAGAUGAUCACGAAAAGGGUUUAUUUUAUCGUGGAAAUGUACUUUUUCUAAAAAAAAGUCAUUAAGGUGAUAUGAAAAAUGUAAUAAGAACUUCUCUUGUCCAAUGUUUCUUUUUUUAUUUAAUUUACUAAAUAGAAUCGUUUUCGCAGUCCUUUCCCCGAAACCCACUUUGUAAAGAUUAAGGAAAUAAAUAAUGUUCAAUGUAAACACACAUGAUACUUUGUAUGUAUUUAAGUAUAAAAUAAUGUCAGUACUGAUCUUACAUAAAUAAAACAGUGUUUAAUCCAUUUAAACAAA
Molecule: messenger RNA, 1455 nt
Organism: Hermetia illucens (black soldier fly)
Lineage: Eukaryota; Metazoa; Arthropoda; Insecta; Diptera; Stratiomyidae
Gene: UbcE2M
Product: NEDD8-conjugating enzyme Ubc12
Exons: 3
Coding region: 164-712 (182 amino acids)
Source: RefSeq, a predicted model, not a curated record